Molecule: messenger RNA, 519 nt
Organism: Taeniopygia guttata (zebra finch)
Lineage: Eukaryota; Metazoa; Chordata; Aves; Passeriformes; Estrildidae
Source: RefSeq, a predicted model, not a curated record
AUGGUGAGGCCGAAGCCGCAGUGGAACUUCUCCUUGCGGUGGUUGAUGAGGAUGAUGAUGGUGAGGAUGACGAUGACGAUAACGGGGAUAACGAAGCUCAGGAUGAUGAAGAUGAUGAAGAUGAUGAAGAUGAAGAUGAGGAUGAUGAAGAUGAAGGUCUCAGCCGAUGGUGAGGCCGAAGCCGCAGUGGAACUUCUCCUUGCGGUGGUUGAUGAGGAUGAUGAUGGUGAGGAUGACGAUGUCAAUAACGAAGCUCGGGAUGAAGAUGAAGCUCAGGACGAAGAUGAAGAUGAUGAAGAUGAAGGUCAGGAUGAUGAAGAUGAAGAUGAGGAUGAUGAUGAUGAAGCUCAGCCGAUGGUGAGGCCGAAGCCGCAGUGGAACUUCUCCUUGCGGUGGUUGAUGAGGAUGAUGAUGGUGAGGAUGACGAUAACGGGGAUAACGAAGCUCGGGAUGAAGAUGAAGCUCGGGACGAAGAUGAAGGUGAUGAAGAUGAUGAAGAUGAAGGAUGAUGAUGGAUGA